This is a messenger RNA of Miniopterus natalensis, 705 nucleotides long. RefSeq names its product synaptogyrin 4 (gene SYNGR4). NCBI's taxonomy places the organism in Eukaryota, Metazoa, Chordata, Mammalia, Chiroptera, Miniopteridae. Gene Ontology annotation, cellular component: neuromuscular junction; synaptic vesicle membrane. The record is from RefSeq and is a predicted model, not a curated record.
AUGCACAUCCCCGAAAGCCUCCAGGACCUGGCUGACAGCGAAGCCGUGCAGUUUCUGAAGAGGCCAAAGACGAUCACGAGGAUCUUCGCAGGGAUCUUCGCCCUCAUCGUCUUCUCUGUCCUGCUGACCGACGGCUACCAGAACAAGACGGACUCUUCACAGCUCCACUGUGUCCUCAACAGCAACCAGAUGGCCUGCAGCUUGGCCGUGGGGGCCGGCCUCCUGGCCUUCUUCAGCUGCCUGGCCUUCCUGGCCCUGGAUGCCCAGGAGAGCCACAUCGCCUGCACCCGUUUCAGGACGGCCUUCCAGCUCCUGGACUUUAUCACGGCUGUCCUCUGGGCGGGCAUCUGGUUCCUGGGUUUCUGCUUCCUGGCCAACCAGUGGCAGCAUUCGCCACCCAAACACUUCCUCCUGGGAAACAGCAGCGCCAAGGCCGCCAUCACCUUCGCUUUCUUCUCCGUCCCCAUCUGGAUAUUCCAGGCCUACCUGGCCUUCCAGGACCUCCGCAACGACUCGCCCGUCCCCUACAAGCGCUCCCUGGAUGAAGGUGGAGUGGUGCUCACCACUCUCUCCCCACCCUCUGCCACCAGCCCUAUCAACACGCCCACCACAGGCCCCAACAACAUGAGUUAUGCCAGCUCCGCCUUGUCCCCCUAUCUGGCCACUGCAAAGGUCCCCCGCCUCGCUAUGAUGCCCGACAACUAG